CUAGUAUUCUAUGUACACUCUCACAAAGAAACUUUCACUAUAUUAUAUUACUUAUUCACUAACUUUUCUCAUUCUUCAAUCAUCUUCUUUAUCAUUGUCAUCAUCAAAUAUUAUCAUCAUCUUAUUCAAGAUUACUGUCUCUUCUUCUAUUUAACAUCUUCUAUCUGUUUAUCUAUUAUAUUAUACAUGUUUCUGACAAUGAUCUCUUGUUCUCAUAACAAGCAUCAUUAUAGUGCUCAUAUCAGACAGUUUAUUAGCAAAUCUUCAUAUAUUGACAGAUUCACAUCUGUCAAUGAUAGUGAACUUAAUAUUGAAUCAUUGAUUAAGAACUUGAAGAAUGUAAUAAUGAAGAAAUUAUCUGUAUUAUAUGUAACUGAAUCAAAUGAAACCAAACGUGAAAUUCAUGGUCCUGGCGGCCAGUAUACUCUCUCUCAAUCUUCUACACUUGUCUCUGUGUCUGAUUCUCCUGCUUCUGCUAUCUCUGUUUUUAUAACUCUCACUCCCGCUACUUCUGCUUCUGCUGCUGCCUUUGUUACUAGCUCUUCUCAUUUCAAGAAGAUGUUGUAUAGACUUA
Molecule: messenger RNA, 574 nt
Organism: Blastomyces gilchristii SLH14081
Lineage: Eukaryota; Fungi; Ascomycota; Eurotiomycetes; Onygenales; Ajellomycetaceae
Exons: 3
Source: RefSeq, a predicted model, not a curated record